Molecule: messenger RNA, 1173 nt
Organism: Filobasidium floriforme
Lineage: Eukaryota; Fungi; Basidiomycota; Tremellomycetes; Filobasidiales; Filobasidiaceae
Exons: 4
Coding region: 94-1173 (359 amino acids)
Source: RefSeq, a predicted model, not a curated record
GAUAUACCUAGUCCGAGACCUCUACGAUACUAGACACUCCUAUUGUAUCCCUUUAACCACUACUUCUAUCUUCAUCAGGACAUUCACGCAGGGAUGUAUCGACCUGUCUCCCUAGCCCAGUCCUUCACCGGUUCUACUGCUUUCAGUCACACCGACAAACCGUCGGUGAACACGCUUUCUGAUCGGCAGGACACACAGAGUCACAGCAUUCAAGCGGAUAGCCGAGCUUCAACAAGGCUGACGGCGCCACCGCGAGCCGAUGACUUCGCUGAGAGAUACAAAAGACUGAAAUACCAAAUUCAGCAGGAGGCAGUUGAUUGGCCGGAACUCCGAAAGCAAAGCAUCGAGGUGCUCGAAACAGUUGAUGCAAACCCCCGCGGCAACGAAACUUACACCGAAGCCUUCACUGUCCUAUAUUCGCACCAUAUUGUUGUGGCUGUAGAGGAUUCCGAAUCUUCUGUCCGGUGUUCCGCUGAGACCGCAUACAAAAGAGCACGGUCGACGCUGCGUAUCUUGAGGAAACAAUCGUCUCCGACUGAACAAAGGCAGUUAGCGCGACUCUGCAAGUUGUACUGCCGUUUGGACGAUCUAUUCUCCCACUUGAUGAUGCGUCAAGAAUCGAACACCUGGAGAGAGGUCACCGACCGUUCAAUUAGCUUCGCCCCAUCGUCGAAAUCAUCCGUUAUUUACACUCCCCCUCCAUCGGUGAAGUCAAACUCUAACGCCAGCGAUGCGCCGCCUUCGACCGCAGCUGUGAGGUCGUACCAUGAGAGGAUCAAAGCAAUCGUGGAGCAGGCCGACCGUUACGACGCGAUUCCAUACCCCAAGGCAAAGUUUGCAUGCUCCAACUUGUGGAACGAGUUCAAGCGGGAGCACAUAGAGAAUUUGGGAAACGGGUCUGGGACGGGCUCACCGUUCACGUACUUUCCAGCAGUCGAUAAUGCGUUCUGGAUCAUGCUGACUUACCUGAUGUGCGAGAGUCGAUACGAUUUUCAACUUGAAGCGAAUAUCUACUGCUCCGAAAUCAACUCGCAAAAGACCAAUUCCAAGGACCGCUACGCGCAUCUCCUCGACAAGGCUCGUAAACGUGCACCCAUCGACAACGCCGUCCUAUCAGCCGUUCUGAAGAUUCUGCACGACGAGGAAUGGAGAGAGAUGUAUCACGGAAAAUAG